AUGCUAGCCUCAAUUAAUAAGAAAAGUUCUUCAUUACGGGGAGGUGGUUGUGGAACUUUUAGAAUGAUUCUAAGAACAUAAGCAAACUUAAAGUCAGAUAUUCAAGAUAUAGAAAAUUUCAUGACCAAAUUUGAUUCUUUUGUUGAAAUCAUUUGUUUUAAAGCUGCUGUUGUUAAUUAUUUAGAAUCUUAAGAAAUAACGUUAGCCAUUCAAUGGUUGAUAUUUUAAGAGGAAAACAUCUACCUACUCAACAAAAAUGUGUAAUAUAUAAUAAAUUCAUACAACUUAAUUGUAGAGGGAAUUAGAAAAUUAUUGAAAAGAUGUUUGAUAUAAAUUAGAACAAACUAGUUUAAAUGUUUGCAUAUCUUAUAGAUUGCAGCAUCUCUAUCUAAAGUAAUAUUUAGUUUCUAUGGAAUGAACAGAAAUAGAAUAAUGAAAAUUGAUUUCUAAAAGUAAUUUCUGGAUAUUUCAAAUGAUUUAGGGAAUUUUUUCUUUCCUUAACAAAAACUUCUUUUGAGAUGACUACAAAUAAAAAUAAAGAAAGGGAAGAUAUUGUAAAAGGUUUUGUAAGUGGUAUAUUUGGAUCUUAAGUAUAAAUGAAACCUAAUGCUGAAUUACUUGAAUCAAUAUUUUAGGCAGCCUGCUAAAUUCACAAUAUGUAAAAAAUAAAAAAAAAUAGAAAAUAAUAUGAUUAGAUAUGUUAAAAUGGGAGAUCAUAUAUAAUCUAAAAAAAGAUAGCUAAUAGAAUUAGGAAAAAGUAAUCUUACAAAAUGAGAAAAAACAUGAUAAAAUUGUGA
Paramecium pentaurelia is the source of this 797-nucleotide messenger RNA. The record is from the annotation of a GenBank genome assembly. Lineage: Eukaryota; Ciliophora; Oligohymenophorea; Peniculida; Parameciidae.